AUGGAGUUGUUUCAGGACCUAGUGAAGGCCAAGGGUUGUAUCUCCUCACCCUUCAACUCCUAUGAGGUGCAGAAGAUCCUGGGCUCAGGAUCUUUCGGCCUGGUCACCCUCUGUCGCAAAAACAGCAGCAACCAGAAGGUGGCGCUCAAGAUGGUCAAAAACGCGUCCGGUGCAGCUGAGGACCUAGUGAAGGCCAAGGGUUGUAUCUCCUCACCCUUCAACUCCUAUGAGGUACAGAAGAUCCUGGGCGUAGGAUCUUUCGGCCUGGUCACCCUCUGUCGCAAAAACGGCAGCGACCAGAAGGUGGCGCUCAAGAUGGUCAAAAACGCGCCGGGUGCAGCUGAGGCUCAAUGCAUGGAGUUCUUGGCUAUGUGUGGAUCUGCGUCCCACCACAUUGUUGAGAUGUUCGGCAGCUUCAACUUCAACGGUACAUUAUGCCUUCAGUUUGAAGCCCUGGACAUUAGUCUGGGAGACUUCUUGAAGAAGUCAUCGUCUCUGCCGCUCCACCAAAUCCGGCCAAUCAUCACACAGAUGGCCGAAGCAUUGAUGUUUUUAAAACGCAUCAACGUUAUCCAUGGAGACCUGAAGCCUGACAACGUUAUGAUGGUGGAUCAUGUAGGGAAGCCUCUUCAGGUCAAGAUUAUUGACUUUGGACUUGCUCGUCCCGUACAACUCGCCACGCCGGGAAGUUUCUUCGGGACACUUUACUACAGCGCCCCGGAGAUGGCGAUAGGAGCUCCGAUGCACCACAGUUUGAAUAUGUGGUCACUCGGAUGUAUAGCGGCUGAAAUGUACCUCGGACGAUUGCUCUUCAGCGCUGCGGACAAUAGUGAUCUGAUGAAUCCGCAUGAUAGCGCCGUGGAUAUGGGUUUAUUCGUGGAUCUGAUCCAACAGCUGCUGGACUUGGAUCCUGAUUCCCGGAUCAACCCCCUGGAAGUAUUGAAACAUCCCUUCACAAACCGGACCCAAGUGCACAAACCAUGCCCUCAUUUGGAGAGCCAGUCGUCCAGCUCCCCCUCUCUCUCAGAGACUCCUCCGGUUAGUCAGACAUGUGGCCUAAAGAGGAAGCGAGAGGAGGAGGAAGAAUGUCCAGAGAAAAGGCGGUUCAAAGGAGAAGAUUUUGUGAUCAGGUAUGUCAAGUGUCCUCUACUUCUUCAGAAUCUUCCAGUGGUCCAGAGUGUUUCAGCCCUGCAGUGGUAUCCAGUGAUCCAGAGUGUUUCAGCCCUGCAGUGGUAUCCAGUGGUCCAGGGUGUUUUAGCCCUCCUGAUUCACUCUCCACAAAGCACCACUCGCUACCUGGUCCGUUGGACGAAAGCGAGUAUUCCUUCGCCCCCCUCGCUCCCAGAGACUCCCACGGUUGCCAAGACUUGUGGCAAAAAGAGGAAGCGUGAGGAGGGAGACGAGAUCCCUGAGAAACGAUUCAAAGUGGUUUCUGUGAUUAGCUCUGAGUUCAGGCAGAGGAGGUCAUUAGGAGCAGAUGGCUCCAUGGGCAGGGGUGAAGAGGAGUCCCUUAUCCGGGACGCUUCUGGAGAGGGUCUGUUCUGUUCUGCAACCCUCUCCACAAGUGGUCAGUGCCCCAAGAAAGAAGGGGCAAGAAGUGGACCUUGA
Molecule: messenger RNA, 1608 nt
Organism: Knipowitschia caucasica
Lineage: Eukaryota; Metazoa; Chordata; Actinopteri; Gobiiformes; Gobiidae
Source: the annotation of a GenBank genome assembly